Messenger RNA from Hemibagrus wyckioides, 4176 nucleotides. It is a transcript of the gene cax2, whose product is annotated as cation/H+ exchanger protein 2. The transcript is spliced from 20 exons. Gene Ontology annotation, biological process: calcium ion transmembrane transport; intracellular calcium ion homeostasis. Gene Ontology annotation, cellular component: membrane; endomembrane system. Gene Ontology annotation, molecular function: calcium:proton antiporter activity. The record is from RefSeq and is a predicted model, not a curated record. NCBI's taxonomy places the organism in Eukaryota, Metazoa, Chordata, Actinopteri, Siluriformes, Bagridae. Bases 93 to 2351 code for a protein of 752 amino acids.
CACAAGCCCCAGUGCGAGGCAGUUAGCCGGCGGUCAGCUCAGCAGUGCUGCCAUCACAUGAGCUUUGUUAUGCUGCUUUAACAGGAGCUGUAAUGUCCACUCGUACAGAAACUCGAAGAAGAGCAGCUAACACCGACCACGAGAAUGAAGAGCUUUCAUGGGACCAGGGUAGUGUCAGAGCUAACACUGGUAUUAGUGAUAAUCCCUUCAGCUCCAGUUGUGAUCAUGUGUGUGGAAAUGGUCACCAAGUCAGUACCACUGACUGCCACCUACAUUUGCCCUGCUGCUCUUACAGACCCAAACACACAAACAAAGGACAUAGCACACACACAGCUAAUGAAACGUUGGAAGAAGUAUUAUGCAGUAAGACCACUAUAAGUGCUGAAAAUGAGGUGGAGGCACAAAAACUUGCCAAUAAUUACAAGUUCGGAUUCAGAAAAUGGAAAAGCCAUGUGACUGAGCGGCCCUUUGAGGACAGAUCAGAAAUUGUGAAGGAGCUCUACUCAGAGCUCACCAUCAUUAAACCAAACACAGGCUCUUUAAUUACAUGUGGAAAUGUUUUGUAUAUCUUUUUAUUCGGUUGGUGGAUCUCUCUGGUGUACCUUCUCAUUGGUAUCAUGAUGUACAUCACCAUUAUCGGCGCUCCUCAUGGUAAAUUGUGCUUCAGACUGUCCUGCUACUUUUUGUGGCCAUUUGGAAAAGCAAUACAGAAGGCGAGUGGUCCACUUUCAAACCCUGGAGUGAAACUCCACAAUGAUUUACUAGGUGAAGGGGACGAGGGGAAGCCAGCCUCUCCGCUCUUGAGGCCCAGAACUGUAGUGGACGACAUGGAUGGAUCACCCAGGCCUCCAGAGCAGCUUUACUGGAAUAAUCUGAGUGUGUAUGUGUGGGUGCUGCUGGGAUAUCCUCCUCUGGUGGUGGCUCAUGGCGUGUUGUGUGUACUCUCCUGGCUCUUGGUCUUCACCAUCCCCGUAGCCAAAAUAAGCAUCCGAACCCUGACCAACGUCUUGCUAAUUGCCCCCGAGCACGUCCUCAUAAACGAUGGCACUAGGGAAGGUGAAGGUCGAGCCAUUCUGUGCUGCUACCAUGCAGUGAAUAUCUACUACUACAAGUACAAGGUUGAUGGGAUCAAUGUUUUUGCUGUCAAUCUCCUUCCUUUGGUUGUUUUCUCUCUGGUGCUUGGCUAUGUGGAUCAUGACAACCAGUUUGCUAGUGCUGAGGUUAAGUUCACCACCGCGAUAGGUUCGCUCAUCCCACUGUCUUAUUAUAUAGGAAUGGGCAUAGCCAGUAUAUCGGCUCAGAGUAACUUUGCAGUCGGAGCAGUGGUCAAUGCCACGUUUGGCUCGAUCACCGAGCUUACCUUUUACAUCACGGCCUUGCUCAGGGGUCAUCACCAGGACAACAUGUGCCUACAGGAGAUUGUGAAAGCAGCACUGACCGGGACGUUGCUCGGGUGCAUUCUGUUCAUCCCGGGGAUCUGUAUGAUCAUCGGAGGGCUGAAACACAGGGAACAGAGGUUUAAUAGCCGCUCGGCUGGAGUCAGCUCCUCUCUACUUUUCAUAUCUAUCGGGGGUGUGUUUGCCCCUACUCUCUUCUCUAAAGCUUAUGGGAAUCUGGUGUGUGAAGGCUGCACUAGCUCCUCUGGGACCAACAGCAGCAAUGGGACGUUCACCUGCAGGAGCUGCCACUAUGACAUGAAUGAACACAACUACACCCUGUUUCACAGCCAUGUAGCACCUCUGGUGUACACGGUGUCGGUUCUGCUGCCAGUGUCCUACAUCAUCGGUCUUCUGUUCACUCUGAAGACUCAUUCUCACAUCUACGAUAUUCAUGUUGGGGACGGAAGUGUAACAGGUCAUCUAGGAGCAGUGGUGCACUGGUCUCGCUGGAGAGCUCUGCUCAUCCUGAUCAUAGCCACAGUGCUCAUGUCCUCCUGUGCUGAUCUCAUCACUGAGCACAUCCAACCCAUACUGAACCACCCGAACAUCUCCCAGUAUUUUAUAGGUGUGACAGUUUUGGCUAUGGUUCCUGAAAUCCCAGAGAUAGUGACUGGAAUACAGUUUGCUCUUCAGAAUAAUAUCAGCUUGAGUUUAGAGGUCGGGAGCUGUAUUGCGGUUCAGGUGUGCAUGAUUCAGAUCCCCAUUUUGAUCCUGUUCAAUGCCUUUUACGAUGUUGGCUUCGUGCUCAUCUUCAGUGACCUGCAUCUGUGGGCCAGCAUCUUCAGCGUCAUCCUCGUCAACUACAUCUUCAUGGACGGAAAGUCUGACUACUUUCAAGGUACAGCUCUCGUGGUUGUCUAUCUCAUCCUCCUUGCCCUCUACUUCUUUGCUCCUUCUCCAGCAGGUUGUUAAUAGGGACACUAGCCUGCUCUUGUUUGUUGGUUUCUUUACUAAAUCAACAUUUAAAGUGCUUCUGCAGUAACACAUCAUCACAUGUCUGCAUUCUGGAUUGAUGCACAAUAUGAAUUACAAUGAAAAAUUACACAAAGGUACCAUUAACCAUUAUUUGAUUACGUUGUUACUGAAGUCUUUUAGUGAGAUAUUUAAUUUCUAAAAUGCAAUGAACUUUAAUGGUUUAAAGUGUUCUGUAUGAUACACACUGUAGACCUUGGAGAUCUCAAUAUAUCUGUGUUACUCAGAUUGAGAGAGAGAGAGAGAGAGAGAGACAGACAGACAGAGAGAGAGAGGGAGGGAGGGAGGGAGAGAGUAAGAGGGAGAGAGAGAGAGAGAGGAAGGGAGGGAGAGAGUGUGAGAGAGAAAGAGAGAGAGAGACAGACAGACAGAGAGAGAGAGGGAGGGAGGGAGAGAGUAAGAGGGAGAGAGAGAGAGAGGGAGGGAGAGAGUGUGAGCUUUUUAUUUGACUACGCCGCUGAUGGUACAAAGUUUUUAUAAAUCUGGUUAUUGAUUAAAAACGUCUGCACUUAUGACUGUUGAAGCAAUAUGAUGUUGACUCUUUAUAUGUUCUCUGUCUCCUGUACAGCAGUGUUGGGAAACAAACACGUAUCUACUAAUUUAAAAAGAAAACAAUAUUAUAUUUUGUUAUUUAUUGUACUUUUUUAAAAUACUUUUUUUAGCAUAGUCUAAUAUAUUCCACCAGUAAUAAUGACACACUGAAUCAAUAUUUUUGUCUUUUUCAAUUAAAAGAACUUUAGUUUAAUAAAUGAAUAUCGACAAUGAUGCAGUGUUUCUUGGAGGUGAAUUCAUGUAGUUUGCUGUGCUUUUGGCAUUGUGUAAGAGCUAUUACAUUUUUCAUUUUUUAGAUUUUGUAAGAUCUCAGGCUGUGUAUAGAAAAUAUCCUCUACAUCACAUUAUAUGUUUAUUACACACCUUGGACUAAUUACUGUAUACUGUAUGUACCAUGUGCUUUCAUGUGAAAUUGCCAACAUAUAACUCAUUUAGUCUCCAGUACAUUUUAAUUUAAUUUAGCACAGCAGUCUGUUUUGUGAAGAAGGCACAGCCAGGUCCAUAAAUAUUUGGACUUGACAAAGUUAUUGUUUUUUGUUCUGUCUAUCACAGUAUGUUGGAAUUUAAAUUGUAUAAUAAAUAGGAACUUAAAAUACAGCAUUUUUAUAGAAGAGACCAAACAUAAUUGGCCAGUUGGCUGCUCAGCUGUUCCCGAGAGCAGAUUAAAGGUCUAGACUGUUUGCAUUUGGAAUCUGUUGAAUGUUAACUCUCAAUAUGAAAUCCAAAGCCACUGUAGUGAGCCAUCACUGGACUGAAAAACCAAAACAAACCCAUCAGCUAUGUGGUACAUUCUUAAAAAGAAAGAAAGAAAAGAACCAAAAGCCUGGAAGGCGAAAACAACUGGACAAAAUAAUGAAUUAAAGACAAGAUCCUUUCCUGGUGAAGGAAAAAAAACCGUUACAACAUUUGGCCAGAUCAAGAACAGCCUCCUGGUGGACGAUGAUUAGGCCACAUACUGUCUUAGACAGCUACUAACUGACCGGGUUGAAUCCUUUUUUAAAGUUGAUUUAUUUAUCUUUUUUACAAUUAUGAUUACGUGUGUAAAUUCUAAAUAAUAUUGGACCAAAUGCAUUGCAAAAAUGUGUUUAGGAAAGUGCUCCAGAUCUGCUGUGUUUUUGAACAAUGUGACCCUUAACACGUGUUUAAUGUACAUUGGCAAACUGUAUAAUGAGGUUCAAAAGUAUUGGAAAAGGCUUUGUUUUGUAAUUUACAA